AUGUCGGAUCUCAGUGACAUUGAACAGGGCAUUGACACGCUAGAAACUACUGGGAUGAGCACAACGAAUGGCGACGGCGGCGCCCCAACCCUCGUCGGUCCGGUAGUCUCGAUGAAUUGGGCACCAGCCAUCCUCCACAACACGUCCUCGGGCUCUUUGAACAAUUCCUCGACCGUAGACUCUUGGCGAGCUGCGCACGACAAUGACGAUGACAACUACAGCUUUCCAAGGGCUCCGUCUCCAACUCCGCCUACCCAGAUUCAUCGAGAACGGGUUCGGCAAACUACAGAUGCAACCAUGAUUAUGAGCAAUACAGCUCAGCACGUCAACGACUUCUUCUUCACGCCCCAUGUGGCGGAAGGUUGCAACGGACAAGACAAGGACGCUGAUUGCAAAGGCAAUGAAGUAAAAAGACAAGCAAGUCAAGCAAUAAGUGACACAAUCUCGUCGCCCCAACCUGCUCAGCCUCAAACCUGGGGAAGAGGAAUCCUGGAAGAUUUUAGGGGAACAGCCGGCAAGUACUGGAAGCAGGAGAUGACCAAUUUUCAACCAAAAACCGUCGGCGUAUCGCUCUUCCUCUUCUUUGCUUGUGUCGCUCCUGCGAUUACAUUCGGGGCAAUGUAUGGCAAAAUGACGCAUUACAGGGUUGGAACGGUGGAAAUGCUCAUCGUUGACCAACUCAACAUUGCUCCGCUUCACUCGUCCUAUCUCAUCUCAAUCGUCGAGCAGAUGAUCAAUGGUGGAACUGGACCUGUCUUGGCAUUUGCUGGAGUCCUCUACAAGUUAUCCGAGUCCAUGUCAGUUCCCUUCUUGACGUUCAAUGCCUGGUGUGGACUUUGGGUCUGCUUCUACAUGAUGUUGGCAGCAGCAACGGACGCCAACCGAGUCAUCCGAUUUGCUACGAGAUUCACAGACGAGAUCUUUGCCCUCUUGAUUGCCGCCAUCUUUGUCGUUGAAGCCUUGGGAAGCCCUGUCCAUCCUGUUGGAGUCUUCUAUUACUUUGACCCUUCUCAUGAGUCACACCAAAAGCAUCAAGGUGACCCGGACUACAGCUACAUGGAAACCGCAUUGCUCAGUCUUUUGGUGAUGUUGGGCACAAUGUUCCUUGCUUACUUUCUCCGAGACAUCAAGUACACGACAUACUUGUGGCAUCCUUCGGCUCGGAAUGUAUGCUCAGACUUUGCCAUCACACUCUCCAUUCUGACCUUUACUCUGAUUGCACAUCUUGGCUUCCCCAGCGUUCCGCUGGAAGAGCUCAAGGUUCCCGACACCCUAGCUCCAACGCUUGUUUGCUGCACGGCCUCUUGUCACCACAGUUGGCCCGACGAGUGCCCAGACAUUGCGGAUCCAUACGGAAGGCGCCCGUGGUUGGUCGAUCUAUUUGAUUUGAAUGGCAAAACCUAUGUCCCCUUUGUGGCGGCGGGUCCUGCGAUCCUUGCUUUUAUCCUGAUCUUUCUAGACGACGGAAUCACAAAGCACCUCAUGAACCAUCCCUGUCACAAACUCCAGCACGGCACCGCGUACAACUAUGACACGGUCAUUAUUGGGGGAAUGAUUGCUGUGAAUAGUAUCCUUGGUCUCCCCUGGCUGGUUGCGGCUACUGUCCGAAGCUUGAAUCACCUCCAUGCACUUGCCGAUAAGUCAGCCGAUGGUAAAACCAUCUACUCGGUGAUGGAGACGAGACUGACGGGUCUCUUUGCACACAUUUUGAUCUUGUGCGCUUCGAUGGCGCUCGGUGCCAUCCGCCUGAUCCCCAUUCCUGUUCUGUACGGGGUUUUCCUGUACAUGGGCCUUACGACUCUUCCCACCAACCAGCUUUUCAACCGCUGCUUGCUGUUCUUGAUGCAACCAUCGCAGUACGCGGAUGCCAAUGUGGAGCCGUUUAUCGAAAACGUAAAAACGUGGCGCAUACACCUCUUUACUGGAAUUCAGUUGGUGCUGUUUGGGUUGCUGUAUGGGAUCAAGAGCGUCAAACCCAUUGCUGUUGCCUUUCCUAUUGUGAUUGCCAGCUGCAUCCCCAUUCGUCUCUACUUGCUGCCCAAGAUCUUUACCGAGGAUGAGCUCGUGUUGAUGGAUAGCGGAGACGACGCCUUGGUGGAUCGGUGGCUGGAUGACCACGGAAGGACGAGACAAACGAAACUUGUUCCGCUCAAGCCGUACAAGGACGACGAAAUGCAUCAUAACUCGAUCUGUGGGGGUGACGAAAGGAACAGUCUCUCCUUGAAGAGUCGAGAAACGUGA
This is a messenger RNA of Seminavis robusta, 2241 nucleotides long. The record is from the annotation of a GenBank genome assembly. NCBI's taxonomy places the organism in Eukaryota, Bacillariophyta, Bacillariophyceae, Naviculales, Naviculaceae.